Lytechinus pictus (painted urchin) is the source of this 2122-nucleotide messenger RNA. Its product is annotated as potassium channel subfamily T member 1-like. The record is from RefSeq and is a predicted model, not a curated record. The coding region runs from base 1 to 402 and encodes 133 amino acids. NCBI's taxonomy places the organism in Eukaryota, Metazoa, Echinodermata, Echinoidea, Temnopleuroida, Toxopneustidae. The transcript is spliced from 5 exons.
AUGUCCAAAAACCUGGUUGUGUCUUUGAAUAUGAAUGGGUUAAGCGAGGAUGUUCCGGACCUCUUUGUAGAGGACGACGUGGAACUACAUGCCAAGAACUGGGCCAAGGAAAGGGUGAGGGUAGAAUUCUUCGUGGACGACAAAUCCUUCAAGGAACGUCUCCAGCUAUACUUCAUCAAGAACCAACGAUCAAGUUUACGAAUCCGUCUAUUCAACUUUACCAUAAAGCUUUUAUCAUGUUUAUUGUACGGAAUCAGAGCGUCCAUGGACAACGAGCCAAGGACCGUCAACUGCUAUGGUUGCCCUCCAAGAGAAAACACCCAGCCAAACGAUACAGACCAAGGCACCUGCAGCAGUAUGAACUUGUCACCUGCAGAAAAAUCAGUGGCCAUCGAUUGGUAAGUGUUAUGAUUCUCAUCUGCAUCUUCAUCAAUUAAAUGUUAUGUAACCUGUUCAGUACAUCAAAAUAGGGAACCCAAUCCCUCACAAAAUGAGAUAUAAAAAGAAAAAUACAAAUUCUGCUUGAUUUUUUUUCUCAUUUGUUCUUGCUAUUCAGAAUAAGUCUGAUCCAAUCAUCCAAAUGUAUUUAUUUAUUCAUCAAGAUGUCCAUUUAGAUGGAUUUCUUUCAUAUCUGUUCACCAAGUUAUUUUAAACAGGUGUAAAUUUUUCAUCUUCAAAUUUACUUGGGUCAGUGUCCCUUUCAUAUCUAACAAUUUUAGCUCUUAGAACUUAGAUGCAAACAGCUACUUAAAACUGAUGAGUUGAAUAAUUAUGCCACAUUUUACAAUGUUUAAAUUUCCCUGCUAAUUUUAAUAUGAAAUGGAAAUAGAUUGAAAAUUGUAAUAACAAAUAAGAAAAAAAACUAAUAAGUAGAUUUUAAAGAAUUAGCAUAUAUUAUGUAUACUAUUUUUAUUUGAUUCCAACGUUUUUUUAUGAAAAGAAACGUGGCACACAUCACCUUGCCUUUGAGCAAAAGUGUCUUUUUAGAUUUGAGAGUUGGAUGGUACAUUUUCCCUGAAAAUUGGGUCAUGAAAUUGAACACGUUUCUACAUCCCUGUGAGGUAUAUCUAUUGAAAUGGAAGUAGGACGCUGCCACAUAUCUGGGUUUUUAGUGAAGACUUUAAACCUACUUUUUGGGGGUGUGACUUAAUAAAUUUUAGUGCAAAUUAUAUUACAGUCUGCACAUAUUUACUUUCUGAAGCCUAAACCGAGGUGUAUAAUGUGAUUUGAUGAUACAGUAGAAAAGUGCAUUUUAUUAUCUUCAUGGUAGGGAAUAUCACUUUACAUUCCCACAUGAGGAUAUUUGAAAUAUGUGUCAUUUAUGGGCGUCGCCUUCCCGCACAAAGGCCGUUAGCACCUUCCUGCACAAAGGCCGUUAGCGCGCACUGCACGUCGCCUUCCCCCGGAAGGGCCGUUAUCGUGCAUUGAACAGUACGCGCUAACGGCUUUUGUGCGGGAAGGCGACGCGCAGUCCGCGCUAACUGCCCUUUCAUGGGAAGGCAACGCAUAGUGCGCGCUAACGGCCUUUAUGCGGGAAGGCGACAAUAUGGAGUUACAUUAUUUGUGUAUAUGUAACUCUGUGGUGCUUUUUUUAAUGCUGAAAUUUACAAGAUGUGCUUUAAGAGCAUCUCUUUAUUUGAAAGAAACAGAGUAUUGGGCAUUUUAUGAUGCAAUAUAUUGUUAUUAUUAUAAACACCUCUUAUCCAUCUGUAAAUCCAACGGAUGAAUUAUCGUUGUAAAGUAUGCAGCAUAAUUUAUCCUUUUAGUAUGAACUGGACGAUUGUGAAGAAGGAAAUUCAGGGAAGAAGAAGAUGGUAGAAGGAGGAGAAGGAGAAGAAACAGAAGAAGAUCAUAAAGAGAGAAGUAGGAAAAGGAUAAAGGGAAGGAAAAGUGAAAGAGAAGGAGGGGAAAAGGAAGAGGGGGUAGAAUAAGUGAAAGAAUGAGGAGGAGGAGAAGAAGAAAGGAGAAAUAGGAAGAAGGGGUAGAAUAAGCGAAAAAAGGAAGAGGAGUGGGAGAAGAAGAAGGAGGAGGAGAAGAGGAAAGGAGGAGAAGGAGGAGGAGGAGAAGAAGAUGAAGAUGAAGAAGAAGGAGAAGAAGAAGAAGAAAGAGGGAUUAGUAGUAG